CACCGCACACUAUCACUUUAAAUGAGCCAGAGAGAUUCUCCCGCCAAGAUUCUUGCUAAGGAUUUGAUUGCUGGAUGCUUCGGAGGUAUUGGUAUCGUUGCAGUGGGUCAUCCCUUCGAUACCGUCAAGGUCCAUAUCCUAUGAACACGAGAAUAGAUAUUUUAAGUAGAUUCCUUAAUUUCCACGUCUGCAAACACAGAAUCCUGCCAAUCCUCUGUACACUGGUAUGUCUGAUUGCAUCAAGAAGACCAUCAAGUGGGAAGGAGUGUCUGGACUGUACAAGGGAUUCAUUUCUCCACUUUGGGGUAACAUGUUAUUCAACGCUGUGCAGUUCAUCGUUUAUGGACAGAUGAAGGAAGCUAUUGGUCACGGAGAGAUCCUUUCUCUUCCUCAGACCUUCUUCGCCGGAGCUGUUACCGGUAUGGCUGUGACCUUCGUGGAGACUCCCAUGGAUCUGUUCAAGUCUCAGCUCCAGGUGCAGAUUGUUCGUGCCAAGGACAAUCCGGAGUACAAGGCUCAGUUCACCACUGUGAGCGGUGCUAUCAAGCAAAUCAUCAAGACCAAUGGCAUUCUCGGUUGCUACCAAGGUUUCUGCACGACUCUGAUUCGUGAUACCAUUGGCGUGUCUCUUUACUUUGGAUUCUAUGAAAUUUAUCGCCGCGCUCUUCUGAAGAAGGGUCAACCCCUCAGCGACAUGCAGUACCAAGGCUCGUUCACUCAGUUCAUGGCUGGAGGUGUGGCUGGAGUCGCCUACUGGGGUUGUAUUUAUCCUCUGGAUAUCGUGAAGUCGAGUCUCCAGGUGGAAAGCAUUGUGAAGUCUGAACGUAAAUAUAAGGGUUUCAUCGAUUGUGCGAAGUCGAUUUACAAGAAUGGAGGUGUAAAGGCCUUCUUCCCUGGCUUUACUCCCUGCAUCAUUCGUGCCUUCUUGGGAAAUGCUGCCUGCUUCGUGUGCUACGAGCAGAGCAAGGCCGUGAUGAACAAGCUGUUCUAAGUUUAGCUGUGGAUACUU
This is a messenger RNA of Blastocystis hominis, 1009 nucleotides long. RefSeq lists its product as hypothetical. Gene Ontology annotation, molecular function: transmembrane transporter activity. Lineage: Eukaryota; Bigyra; Opalinata; Blastocystidae. The coding region runs from base 227 to 991 and encodes 254 amino acids. The record is from RefSeq and is a predicted model, not a curated record. The transcript has 3 exons. Gene Ontology annotation, biological process: transport.